AUGGAUCAAAUAACAAAUAAGGAGCUGAUGAAAAAGAUCAAUAUGAAAUUAAAAUCAGCAGUUACAGUUUAUGCAAAAAUACAAAUAGUGAAUUACUUACUCAAUUCCACUCCUGAGUUUAUAGACAUGUUUGGAUGGACAGGCUCAAUGAAGAUGAUUACUUAAUAUUUAAAAGAGGCUUUGAAAUGCAUUUAGGCUAAUGAAGAACUGAUUGAUAAAAUAUUUAUGUUGUUGUUGAAAAUGAAUUUAAAUGAUGAAAUGCUGAAAGAAUCUGAGAUGGGACAGUUGUUAAUCAAAAUAAAGGAUAAAAGAUUAUUAGAAGAUUAAAAAGUAAGUGUGAAUGAUCAAAUUCUAUAAAAAUGGUUGAAAAUUAAGGCAAGAUAUAGGAGUACUUUGGAAGAUUUCAAAAAAAACAACAAUUAAAAGGAUAAAUACGAGGAACGCAAAAAAAAAGUGAAAAGAAAUUUAUCAUCAAGUUCUAAUGAAUCAUCAAACAAAAAGAAAAAGAAUAAAAAGAAAAAUGUUCGAUUUGCAAGAGAAGACUUUCUCAUGAAUUACAAGUUUUUUAAAAGAGACGAUGAACCUAAUCAAAGAGGAAUGACCAUAGAGGAAGUGGUUACCUUCCAAAAAUAAUAUGCGGGAGAAUUAAGAAGACUAUAUCAAAUUAAUGGUUAUGAUAUAAAGCACAGGGAAUCCAUGAUGGAAGGACAAGAACACAAAUUAUAAUUAGAUAAUAUCCAACAAAUGAUAGAAUAAAUUCCAUUUAUUAAGCCUCUGAGUAAGCUAUUGAACCUAUUAGAAUUACGACACACUUUUCUUAUUCCUUAUGACACCAAUUUCAAAGAGACUUAGAAACAAUAAAUGAGAACCGAGUCCAAAAUGUCAGCGUUCUACACCAGAGACGUAAAUAUUUCUACAAACUUUAAUCUCUAGUAGAUUCCUGACUAACCUGGGUAUAAUGAAAUCUCUAAUACUUAAGCAGGAAUGCAAUCCAGAAUCAUUCAUUUAGAUCCACCAAAGAGGGAAGACCUUAUGUUUAUGGUUCAAAUCAUUUGCGAUCGAGGAUUCACUGAGCUAGAAUAAAAGCACAAGAAUGCUAACACAAAAUAAAUCAAAGGCAUUUUGAAGAAACCCCAAGAGGAACAAUCCAAAUAAAAGGAUGUUAUGUUGAAUCAGGCUAAGCAGGAUCUCCAACCCAAGAUGUAACAAUUGGUUCAGAUGGUUGAGCAGAAACAAAACCAUAGCCAAGAAAGCAUUCUCACUUUAUUACAUGAUAUUAUAUAAAAAUUAAAGGAAAUUGGUGAGGAAUAAUAUAUAAAAAAUUUUAAAUCAUUCCUUGAAACUAAGUUGAAUGACAAAUAAUCAAUCAUAACUGAAUAAGAACGCAUUAAAUCUCAAUAGGAAUAAUAGAGAACUCGAAUUGAAUAAUUAUAAAGCAUUAAUCCCAUACAGGCUCAGAGAUUAAGAGCUUACAAAACCAAGCAUUGUCACAAUUUUCAUUCCCCUAUUGGAUGUACAAGAGGAGAUAAUUGCAAUUUCAUUCAUGACUCUCGCUACCCUGGAAGACCUGCUCCAAUUCUUCAAUAACCCAAUUUCCUAAACAAAACCCUCUAUCCCUAGCCAUUUAUGCAAUUAAAUAUUCCUCCUCUACUCAGAUAGCUAAGUCCUGCCUUUCUGCUUGGAAGGCUAAAUAAGUACGAUAGUUUAUGAGUUGAUAUUUAUUAAAAUACAUUUAAUAUGCUAAUUUAAACUUCCAUCAA
Molecule: messenger RNA, 1760 nt
Organism: Paramecium tetraurelia
Lineage: Eukaryota; Ciliophora; Oligohymenophorea; Peniculida; Parameciidae
Exons: 4
Molecular function (GO): metal ion binding
Source: RefSeq, a predicted model, not a curated record